This is a messenger RNA of Hemicordylus capensis (graceful crag lizard), 6533 nucleotides long. RefSeq names its product zinc finger and AT-hook domain containing (gene ZFAT). Gene Ontology annotation, molecular function: RNA polymerase II cis-regulatory region sequence-specific DNA binding; DNA-binding transcription factor activity, RNA polymerase II-specific. Gene Ontology annotation, biological process: regulation of DNA-templated transcription. The record is from RefSeq and is a predicted model, not a curated record. Lineage: Eukaryota; Metazoa; Chordata; Lepidosauria; Squamata; Cordylidae. The coding region runs from base 349 to 4104 and encodes 1251 amino acids. The transcript has 17 exons.
CUCGCGUUCCCCUGACGUCACUGGAGGACGAAGCAGCCGCCGCCAUAUCGGAUGCCGCAGAUUCGCCAUAACCGUUGCCUGCUGGCCUAUCCGCCGCCAUUUAAUAAUAUUUUUUUCUCCUACAUAUAUAUAUAUGUAUAUUCGGUUUUUUAAAAAGGGUCUUCGCCUCUCACAGAGGUAUCUUGAAGCGGAAGAAGGGGGGACGGGCUCUUUCUUCAAAAGGACGAAACUGCUUAUUCCCCGCCCCACCUCCGUAUUUUUUAUAAUUUUUAAUAGGAAGCAAAAAAUUGUUCCCAUUCCCCCGACCAUCUGCGCACCCAACAACACCCCCCGCCUCCCAAUUCGGCUAUGGAAGUUCCCUCAGCAGCAGGGAACAGGUCCAUCUUCAUGUGCAAGCUCUGCAACUUAUUUUCCCCAAGUCAGUUGGAGCUGCUGUCUCAUGUCUCCGAGAAGCAUACAGAGGAAGGGAUUAAGGUGGAUGACAUCAUCAUUCCGCUCCGGCCUCUCACGACGCCGGCAAAUCUAAACAAAAGUGGAGAAGGUACCCGCGGAGAGCUGCUUGUAGUGAAGAGGAAACGAGGCCGGCCGAAAGGCUCAACCAAGAAGUUCUAUGCCGAUGAAGAACUGGCAGAAAGCAAUAACUGCAUUCCAAGCGAGGAUGUUCAGCCGGGACCAGAGGAAGGAGGGGAGCUGGCAGAAGUUCUCCCCGACAACUUGGAAUGCCGGAAGUGUGGCCGGAAAUUCUCUAAUUCUCGACAGCUGAGGAAACACAUCUGCAUUAUUGUUAAACAAGAAGACGCGGAUGACGAGGGUGAGACAGGUAAUGAUUCUGACGUUGACCUUGACAGGAGGGAAGAUGAGCGGGAAAAAGCACCCAAGAGGCAGCGGCCACAGAGAAACGAAAAGAGCCUUUCCGCAAAGGAAGCAGACCAGGUCUCAGGAGCCAAAAAUCCUAUUAUAAGUGUGGUUUUGACAGCCCACGAAGCUAUUCCAGGAGCUACAAAAAUAGUUCCAGUUGAAGCUGCUUCUCCAGAAACUGAGCCAGCGACUAAUCCAGAGACAACUGCACCAGACUCUUCCCAGCGACGAGGGUAUCAGGAAUAUGCCAUCCAGCAAACUCCUUAUGAACAACCAAUGAAAUCAAGCAGGUUAGGGGCAACUCAGUUAAAAAUAUUUACCUGUGAAUACUGCAACAAGGUGUUCAAAUUUAAGCACUCCCUUCAAGCCCACUUGAGGAUUCACACCAACGAGAAGCCCUACAAGUGCUCCUUCUGCAACUACGCCAGCGCCAUCAAAGCCAACCUGAACGUCCACCUGCGGAAGCACACGGGGGAGAAGUUUGCGUGUGGGGACUGCCCUUUCACCUGCUUGAGCAAAGGUCACCUGAAGGUCCACGUGGAGAGGGUCCACAAGAAGAUCAAGCAGCACUGCCGUUUCUGCAAGAAGAAGUACUCGGACGUCAAGAACCUGAUCAAGCAUAUCAAAGAGGCGCAUGACUUGCAAGACAAGAAAGUGAAGGAUGUGUGUGACGAGCUCCGAUUGAUGACCCGGGAAGGCAAGAGGCAGCUGCUGUACGACUGUCACAUCUGCGAGCGCAAGUUCAAGAACGAGCUAGAUCGCGACAGGCACAUGCUGGUCCACGGGGACGAGAGGCCUUUUGCGUGUGAGCUGUGCGGCCAUGGGGCCACCAGAUACCAGGCACUUGAGCUCCAUGUCCAGAAGCACCCGUUUGUAUAUGUUUGCUCUGAAUGCCUGAAGAAAUUCGUCAGCUCGAUCAGGCUCCGUUCGCACAUCAAAGAAGUGCACGGGGACUUGCCAGAGACUUCUGUGUUUAACAGUUCCAUCAAUCAGAGCUUUUGCUUGCUGGAACCGGGAGGGGAUAUCCAGCAGGAAGCACUUGGAGAACAGUUGUCGCAGACGGCAGCUGAACUCUCGCUCUUAAACUCCAAGGCACUUUGUGUGCUGAAGAAACCCGUUUGCCCAGAAGAAUUGAAUGUCCCAGAGGAAAGCCCUAAUGAAAACCCUGCUGAAAACCUGGAAGUGUCUACAACCUCUCUUUUAGAAUUUGAAAGUCCUUUUGUUGACAGUGUAACGGAUCCACCAUGCCAGCCAUCAGCAGAACUUGUCACCCCUGAUGCAUGCUCACCUAGUACUUCAGAUAGCAUUCUGCUGAAAAAUGCUCCUCCUAGUUCAGAGGGGGGGAAGUGUCCUCCUGAGAAGGAAGUGGAAGUCUCUUGCGACCCUCCAGUCAAUGAACAAUGUGGAGGCCUUCAGCCUCCGGGGGACAGUAACUCCAAUCUAAAUCAGAGCCUGCAAGAUCCCCAGUGCACUUCUGAUCUUGAAGAGAAGGGCCAGACCAUCUGUCCUGAGGAGCAGGAAGUGGAUGUAUCGACAGUUGAAAAGGCAAGCUCCUCAACCCCACUCUCCCUUCUCAGCCCCAGUGCAGCCAUUGGUGAGAGUUCAGAUUCUUGCUCUUUGCCUGCGGAUAAUCGGACAGGAGCUGCAGCCUUUAUGCAGAUUUUGAACGGUUUGCAGAAAAGACAAAUGAACACAGCCUUGUGUGAGAAGAUCAGGAAAGUGUAUGGCGACUUGGAGUGCGAAUACUGUGGCAAGUUGUUUUGGUACCAGGUGCAUUACGACAUGCAUGUCCGCACUCAUACACGGGAGCAUCUCUUCUACUGCUCCCAGUGCAGCUAUUCCUCCAUCACCAAAAACUGCCUCAAACGACAUGUCAUCCAGAAGCACAGCAACAUUCUGCUGAAAUGUCCCACAGAAGACUGCGAUUAUUCUACCCCGGACAAGUACAAGCUUCAGGCACACCUGAAGGUGCACACUGAGCUGGACAAAAAGAAUUAUUCUUGUCCUGUGUGUGAGAAAUCAUUUUCUGAAGACCGACUUAUAAAAUCACACAUAAAGACAAACCACCCAGAAGUUUCUAUGAACACCAUCUCCGAGAUUUUUGGCAGGAGGGUUCAACUAAAAGGCCUGAUAGGGAAGCGAGCUGUGAAAUGCCCUUACUGCAAUUUCUACUUCAUGAAGAAUGGGUCGGACCUUCAGCGUCAUAUUUGGGCGCACGAAGGCAUCAAGCCAUUCAAAUGUUCUCUGUGCGAAUAUGCCACUCGCAGCAAGAGCAACCUGAAAGCUCACAUGAACCGCCACAGCACAGAGAAGACUCACCUGUGCGAUAUGUGCGGGAAGAAGUUCAAAUCUAAAGGAACCCUGAAGACCCACAAACUUCUUCACACUGCUGAUGGAAAACAGUUCAAGUGUACUGUAUGUGAUUAUACUGCUGCCCAAAAGCCACAGCUCCUACGUCAUAUGGAACAGCAUGCUUCAUUCAAGCCUUUCCGGUGCGCGCACUGCCAUUAUUCCUGCAAUAUAUCUGGUUCCCUAAAGAGGCAUUACAACAGGAAGCAUCCUAAUGAGGAAUAUGUUAAUGCAGGUUCUGGAGAACUUGCUGCUGAAGCCCUUCUGCAACAAGGUGGUAUGAAGUGUCCAGUUUGCAAGUUUGUGUACGGUACGAAAUGGGAAUUCAACAGACACUUCAAAAACAAGCAUGGACUCAAAUUAGUGGAGCAGGAUGGGGAGACAAAGUGGGAGACAACAACAGAAGUUUCUGAAGAAACUUCUGCUCAGUAUCUCCAUAUCGCAGACACUGAAGAUGUGCAAGGAACACAGGCUGCUGUCGCUGCUCUGCAGGACCUACGAUAUACCUCAGAUAACGGAGGGCGCCUUGACCCCACCACGGCUGUGAACAUUCUGCAGCAAAUCAUUGAGUUGGGCUCAGAGCCUCACGACGCAGCUGCCGUCGCCUCUGUGGUUGCCAUGACCCCGGGAACGGUUACCGUCGUGAAGCAGGUGACUGAAGAAGAGCAGUCGGCCAACCACACCGUAAUGAUCCAGGAGACCUUGCAGCAGGCUUCGAUCGAGUUGGCGGAGCAGCACCAUCUGGUUGUCUCCUCCAAUGAGGUAGAAGGGAUUGGGACAGUGACAGUCUACACUCAAGGUGGGGAAGCCUCCGAACUCAUUGUCUAUGUCCAAGAAGCCAUGCAGCCUGUGGAGGAGCAGGCAGAGGAGCUGGAACAACCUGCACAGAAAAUCUAGAUAAAAUUCCCAAAGGAGGAUUUGGCAGCUGCGUCUGUGGUAGCUGUCGACUGGGCUGGUGGCUCUUUACCAGAAAAUGUUCUGAUAUCUACUAUGCCGAAACAACUUCCUUUUUAAAAUGUACUCCUCUGAAGACACUCCCCACUUCUUAUAAGGAAUUCCUGAAGUCACGGCCUUCAGCUCUGCAGAGAUGUGGAUGGUUAUAACCACUUCCUUCAGGGAUGAAUAAAGACCUUGGUGUGUGGAUAAGAAGCGAACCCCAAAACCAAGACUGGUGGUCAUGAUCUUGGACAGCACUUGAGGAUGCUGUGUGUCUUUUGUGCACUUUAAGAAGGCUAAAAACCCUUUUAAUGUCUGUCUGGAAAGUUCAAAUGUGAGGCUUAGUGAGGGGAUGGAGGCAAAAAAGCAGGCUGUGUGGCAGAGCUGUUGACGAGAACAGGCCUCCCUUUUGGAAUCAGUUUGGAGGUGACUGCCUAGUAGUCUGAAAAGGCAGUUAUCUGAAUUGGCCCUUGACCCAUCCAGGGUUGGCUGUUCUUCAUUGCUUCUUUCUGCAUGGUUCCCCCACCCCCCUUUCCCAUUCACAGUGUUCAGCAUUUUAACUUUUUCAGGGGGACUUGCGUUUUAUUUGUCACAGUGAAUUGUCAACAAUGAUUACCCGAAGAUCAUGUACCCUUUGAAUUUCAAACCCAGGACUCUGAAUCGGCAAGUGCCUUCCCAGCAUGCCAGGGCUUUCUGCAGAUGGGAUCAAAUGCGACACACAAGUGAAAGGCUUCUGCCAUUGUGUGUCUUUUCAGCCUCCACCCAUUAGGAACUACCACCCCACCCCACUAUUUUGGCCCAGAUCCCACGUUAUGCCCCCAAUCUGCCCCAAAGACACUAAAACUUCAAAAAUUCACCAAAAAUCAGCCCUUUGCCCAAUCCCCCUGAAAUUUGGGUGAUAGCCUCCACCCAUUGGGCACUACCACCCAACCCCACUCUUUUGGCCCCAGGACCCGUUUUUAAUCCAAAUCGAUUUGGAUUAAUUCGGAUCCGAAUCGAAUCAGGAGUGAUUCGGAUGGGCCAUAUUCGGAUACAAAACAGAACGGGGGUGUUUCGGUUCGGAUCCGAAUCGAAACACAUAAAAUCCGAAUUGCACACCCCUAGAUUGUACCCCAUUUGAGAAGGGGGGGAAAUAAAAAUUUAUGUUUGGUGUAGCGGUAAUAAAAUUGCAGUUUAUACCGAUACAGAUAUUGGAGUAUUACCAGCUGUUACUCUGCAUAGAAACUGAAAUAUUCACUUCCGGUGCUGGGGUCAAAAAGACCCCACAAUAUGCUGCUGUAACAAUGUAAUCACUCUUUAGAUCUAUUGAUGCUUAGAGCAGAAUUUCUUCCUUCCAUGUCUUGUGGAAAAGGAGCAUAGAGACUGAGUGCACAAUAUCUCUGCUGUAUUAGUAAUGCUAAUAAAACUGUAGAGACAAACGGACCCCAGUGCCUUCUUUGUUAUUGUACUCCUUCCCAUAAAACGUUGAAUAGUAAAUAAGGUGUUGAUUUUUUUACUUUCCAGUUGGUGUCAUGCCUAAUGCAACUGCCAGGUUUUCAAGUGUAUUAAUAACUCGGGGUGCUUGUUACUCCCAAAAUGGAUUGAUCCAGUACAUCCGUAGUAUCCUUGGGGUACUAUUUGCCCUCCAAACUGUUUGUUGAUAUAUUGAGAAAAGUGAGAACUAGGUCUAUUGCAAAUGUAGAAAAGAUAUUGUGUGUUCAGCUUUUAUGCCCCUGUCCCCCAAGAAAUGAAAGGAACAGGUUCUGGUCUAAGCAUCUGUAGACAUAAAGAGAGAUUACCUUAUUACAACAGCAUUUUGUGGGGUCGCUUUGAUCCCUGCACUGUGUAAGUGCAUAGUACUUUCUGUUUCCCAUGCAAUGCAAUAGGGGCUGGCAGUUUUAAACAACAUUACAAGAGGUGGUAGAUGAAACAUCACAAGGCACUUAACCUCACUAAGGUUGAGCCUGACCUGGAACAUGGAGUUUCAGAACACCAAAUACAACAUUUUAUGAUUUUACCUUAAGUUCCUAACUGGUGUAAGAUCCACUCUGAUUCCUUCCAAGGGUGGAAACAAGAACCAUGCUGUCAAUAGUUCUACAAGCCUAGCCCUUAUGAAGAACUCAGCACUCUGCAUUCAGUUGAAGAAACACGGUUGUGAACGUGGACAAGAGCCUGUUUGCAUGCCUGUUUGUCAGUGGGCUUUGAGCUAUUGAAAGAAUUUUGCCCUCCUCUGGUACAUGUUCUGAUUGAAUGUCCUGUUUUCAUUUGCUUUUGGAAGGUUUGUUUUUUUAAUAUGUUGAAUUGUGAUCUGGACCGCAUCUCAGAGCAUUUACAAUAAAAGUUUGUGUCUUGGAAUUUACUGGAAAAUGUCAGCUACAUCGCUUUCAAAUAAAAAUGGCAAGAAGAACUGA